CAUUUUGAAGCGGUUGUAGGGAGGAGGCGUGUGUAGCUGCUCCUGAGUGUCCGGCCCGUUCCCACCACUUACUUACCCCGUUUACUCUCCUAGCUUCGGCUCUUCACCGCCGCAGCCAUUGCCGACCCUGCCAUGUCCGGAGGGGGCGUGAUCCGCGGCCCAGCCGGUAACAACGACUGCCGCAUCUACGUGGGGAACCUGCCGCCCGACAUCCGCACCAAGGACAUCGAGGACGUGUUCUACAAGUACGGGGCCAUCCGCGACAUCGACCUCAAGAACCGCCGCGGCGGGCCGCCCUUCGCCUUCGUGGAGUUCGAGGACCCCAGGGAUGCGGAGGAUGCGGUGUAUGGAAGGGAUGGGUACGAUUACGAUGGAUAUCGUCUGAGGGUGGAGUUUCCCCGAAGCGGCAGAGGCACCGGCAGAGGAGGUGGCGGAGGUGGAGGUGGCGGGGCCCCCAGGGGCAGGUAUGGCCCCCCGUCCCGGCGGUCUGAGUACCGAGUGAUAGUUUCCGGACUGCCUCCAAGUGGAAGUUGGCAGGAUUUAAAGGAUCACAUGCGUGAAGCAGGUGAUGUAUGUUAUGCUGAUGUUUUCCGAGAUGGAACUGGUGUCGUGGAGUUUGUACGGAAAGAAGAUAUGACCUACGCAGUGCGAAAACUGGAUAACACUAAAUUUAGAUCUCAUGAGGGAGAAACUGCCUACAUCCGUGUUAAAGUUGAUGGCCCAAGAAGUCCAAGCUAUGGAAGAUCUCGGUCACGCAGCCGUAGUCGUAGCAGAAGCCGUAGUCGAAGCAACAGCAGAAGCCGCAGUUAUUCCCCAAGAAGAAGCAGAGGAUCUCCACGCUACUCUCCCCGUCACAGCAGAUCUCGUUCUCGUACAUAAAUGAUUAGUGGUGCUCUCUUUUUGUAGAACCCCAUGUUGUACACAGUUUUCCUUUACUCAGUACAGUCUUUAAUUUUUUAAUUCAAACUGUUUUAUUCAAAUUGGCUGAAGUGUUGAAUUGCAUUCUUGUGUAAUAUCCCUAGUGAGUAUUUGCUCCUUAACAUCAACAUUCCCCUCAUGUCUUUGGUAAAUUGUAUUUUAAUUGAUGUUAUAGCCAGGAUUGUUUAAAUUUAGUUAAAGUUAACUACCCACACUCUGCAGACUGUGGUAUUGCUGUGUAAAUGUCUCCGUGUUCAGCUAUGGUUUAUACGAGCUGGGGAUGUUGGGAUGUUUGUGGUUAACUUGUUUCUUCUGGGGGAUCUUAUAUUUUAUCUUGCCUUUUCAUGUGUCUUUCUGUAGACAUAUCUGAAGAGAUGGAUUAAGAAUGCUUUGGAUUAAAGGAUUGUGGAGCACAUG
Molecule: messenger RNA, 1335 nt
Organism: Emys orbicularis (European pond turtle)
Lineage: Eukaryota; Metazoa; Chordata; Testudines; Emydidae
Gene: SRSF1
Product: serine and arginine rich splicing factor 1
Exons: 4
Coding region: 133-879 (248 amino acids)
Cellular component (GO): cytoplasm; nucleus
Molecular function (GO): mRNA binding
Source: RefSeq, a predicted model, not a curated record